CGCGUACACCCUCCCUCACAAGCACGCGGCGCGCGCACUCUACUGGACAUUGACUCGCGCUGUCUCUUGUCCUCUUCGAGCUCGCGCGACUUUCGCACUUUUUUCAACCCAGGUCACCAAAGCAACAUUUAAUGUCUAAAUGAGACAUUUUCAGAGGUACAACUAAAGAAGAAGCAUCAAAAUGUAAAUAUGGUCUGUCAAAAAAGACAAAACAGAAUGCACCACCCACUGCCCCAAAACAAAAGUUGACUGACUUUGAAGAGUGCCUCGGACCCAUGUCUGAGCAUCCAUGAAUCAAAAGAGACCACAGACAAUUACCAGAUUGAAAAGCCUCCAUUGCUUUUCCUUUUAGAACACGUAGCUGUCAAGAAACGGGGUCAGCCGAAAUUGCUGUCUAGGCCAACAGCAUAUUGGGUGCGUUUUUCAUCUCGGUUGUGCUGAUAACAAAGCAAUGGCCAUGGUGAGAGGGGGCUGGGGAGAUCCCAAUGGUGAUACUAAUGGACUUGGAGAGAAGGGUUACCUGAGGGGAGAUGAAGAAGAUGGGUCACCGCAAGGAGGUGGCAGCGACAUGGAGGCUGGGGACGAAGAUAAAGGGUGCGUGGUGGACUGUGUGGUCUGUGGUGACAAAUCCAGUGGAAAACACUAUGGCGUGUUUACCUGCGAGGGCUGCAAAAGUUUCUUCAAGAGGAGUGUCCGACGAAACCUCAAUUACACCUGCAGAUCAAACCGAGACUGCCAGAUUGACCAACAUCACCGCAACCAGUGUCAAUACUGCCGUUUAAAGAAGUGUUUUAGAGUGGGAAUGCGCAAAGAAGCAGUUCAGCGUGGACGCAUCCCACCUUCGCAUUCCAGUCUUAGCCCAUCCACGACUCCAGUUGGCGGUAACGCCGGAAGCGGUGUGACUGAGUUCUACAAUGGGCAGCAGGUCUCUGAACUCAUCUCCCAGCUCCUGCGGGCAGAGCCCUACCCCAACAGCCGCUAUACCCAUCAAUACAACCAGCAGAUGCAGAGUGGCAGCGGCGGAUCCUCCAUGGGCAUCGACAGCAUCUGCGAGCUGGCCGCCAGACUUCUUUUCAGCAUCAUCGAAUGGGCCAGAAACAUUCCUUAUUUCCCCGAGCUGCCUGUGUCGGAGCAGGUGGCCCUGCUGAGGCUCAGCUGGAGCGAACUGUUUAUUCUAAACGCGGCCCAGUCUGCCCUGCCGCUGCACAUGGCCCCGCUGCUCGCCGCCGCCGGCUUUCACUCCUCUCCUAUGUCAGCCGAGAGGGUGGUGUCCUUCAUGGACCAGGUGCGUGUCUUCCAGGACCAAGUGGAGAAGCUGACCCGUCUGCAGGUGGAUUCAGCCGAGUACAGCUGUCUCAAGGCCAUAGCUCUCUUUUCACCAGAUGCUUGUGGCCUGACAGACCCAGCUCACGUCGAAAGCCUGCAGGAAAAAGCUCAGGUGGCCCUGACAGAGUAUGAGCGAAUGCAGUACCCCGGACAACCCCAGCGCUUUGGACGGCUGCUACUACGACUGCCCGCUCUGAGAGCGGUGCCCGCCAACCUAAUCUCUCAGCUUUUCUUCAUGAGGCUUGUAGGAAAAACGCCCAUCGAGACACUCAUCCGUGACAUGCAGCUCUCCGGCAGCUCCAUCAGUUGGCCGUACGCUCCAGGACAAUAAUCGUCAGACGUGACUACAGAGGCGGUCAACCACCAGAGUACUUUAGCAAAUCUCUUCAUCAUGCAUUCACAUCUAACAUUGGCUGUGUAUUCCAAUGCAACAGGGGUCAUACUAUGGGAAUCACUAGUAUGUUGCAGAUGGCUUGAUUUAUGUUCUGUGAACUGUUUUUAUGAUGCAAAGACUUGCCCCAAAACAAAUAUUUGAAACCGUUUGUAAGAUGCCAGGUACGGUUUAAUAGCGAGUUAUUUAGUGGAAAUUGAAAUCUUGCAAAGACAAAAAGUGUGUUAUUGGAAAUUGCCAACUUUAGAAAAAUUUUCUAUCCAUUGGGUUUAAACAUGAAGGUUACUUUAUUGUCAUCAAAGUGACUUUGGACUGCCGCUGGAGGCUUGGGCCCUCGUGUACCAGACUGUAAAGACAUUCUAUCCGAUCAAAAACACAGUCACAAUUGGAGUUUAAGCAUUUAACGGUCAAUUUAAACUUUUGGCUAUAUUGCAUUUCUUUAAAGAAAGAUUGAAAUUUGGAAAGAGACCUUUUAUAUCAUUCAUUUGGAACAGAGUGUAUGUGUUUUAUUUCAAGACACAAGUCUGCUGCAUAUGUACCUUUUCAGCAUUGUUUAUUAUCCAACGCACAUCGUACAUUGGAUGGCCAAUGAAGUAGUCAUGUAUUUUCAGAUUUGAAACCAGUGAACCUUUUCUAUAUGGACGUGGUGCUUAUCCACACACAGAUGACUGUAUUUUAGAGUUGAUCAUGCAUGGUUUGUAUUCUUCUGUUUUUUUUAAAGAUAAACUGAUAAAUGUGUAUGUUGACCAAAAAAAUACCUCGGUUAAAAUGGAUGAUCCAUCAUUCGCGGCUGUGUUAAUUUUAAAGCGUAACGCACCUGAGCUGCUCAUUUCACACUAAAGAGGAAUGAUUGGAUGUACGUGUCUGUUGUUUGUGUCGCGUGUGCCAUUUUUGGCAAGAAAAUGGCAUUCCCUGUUUUGUCUUUUGUGGAGCAGUGGUCUGAUGAGCACAGUUGACAGCAUGUGGCAUUGGCUCUUGUUGUGAGAUGUAAUUUUUUCUAGCCUUAGCGUACAUGACUAAUAUUACCUCAUAUUUAGGCCUUGAAACAUAGACGGUCUAAUAUACAUAAAACAAAACAUGCAAUGUGUACAGUUUUCAUUUUAAUAUCUUUGUCUUUUUAAAUAUUUGUGUAUGACCGCUUGAAUAAACAAAGGUAUCAUACAUUGA
Messenger RNA from Paramisgurnus dabryanus, 2884 nucleotides. RefSeq names its product nuclear receptor subfamily 2, group F, member 6a (gene nr2f6a). The record is from RefSeq and is a predicted model, not a curated record. Gene Ontology annotation, biological process: regulation of DNA-templated transcription. Gene Ontology annotation, molecular function: DNA-binding transcription factor activity; sequence-specific DNA binding; zinc ion binding. Lineage: Eukaryota; Metazoa; Chordata; Actinopteri; Cypriniformes; Cobitidae.